Messenger RNA from Cucurbita maxima (winter squash), 4315 nucleotides. Its product is annotated as squamosa promoter-binding-like protein 14. Gene Ontology annotation, molecular function: DNA binding. The transcript has 13 exons. Bases 531 to 3635 code for a protein of 1034 amino acids. Gene Ontology annotation, cellular component: nucleus. The record is from RefSeq and is a predicted model, not a curated record. Lineage: Eukaryota; Viridiplantae; Streptophyta; Magnoliopsida; Cucurbitales; Cucurbitaceae.
CGAUGAGGGCGAGGGAGACGGGGAACGGAGGUGUGAGAUUUGAUGGGCUGUGCGUGAGUGUUUGGUGCACGCUUCAAAAUGAGGUGCGAACAGAAGGUAGAUCACGGGUGGGUGAGAGUAGCAAUCGCAGGACAAGAAGGCAUUACUCAUGUAUGUAAUAUUCCGUUGUUAUUAACUCAUAUGACAGACUUUGAGUUGAGUUGAUGUUUCCUGUCUUCGUGUCAGACUUGCACGAACGGAUGGAUAAAAACAAUAUUGGGCAAUAAGAGAAAAGGAAAAAGUGAUUCUUCCUGCUCCAGCUUCUGGUUCUGGUUAGGUAGUUCAGGUAGUUCAGGUUCAGGUACAGCCCAGCUCCAGCUCCAGCUCCAGCUCCAGACGACUCUCUCUCGCUUUCUUCUUGGGUUUCGUACAGCAGCAACAACAGGCAGUAGAUUGCUUUGUACAUAUUCCAGAUCUCAUUUCUUUCAGCUGGAUCUCUUCCAUUUCUUCCCUUCUUCUCCUUCCCCUUGGUUCCCUUCCCCUCCCUCUCCAUGGACGACCUCGGCGCCCAAGUUGUUCCUCCUGUUUUCAUCCACCAAACCUUCCCCACUCACUACACUGGUUUGCCUUCCACCUCCAACAAGCGCCCUUUAUCUUAUCACAAUCACCUCCACCACCACUCCCAUACUUGGAACCCUAAGACUUGGGAUUGGGAUACCGAUACGUUAUCAUCAAACCCUCCGACCCUGCGCUACUCCACUCCGCUCCAGGAUGAUCAGACUCUUCGCCUUAAUCUUGGUCCUGCUCCCAAUUUCAAUUGCGUUGAGCAGCCGCUCUCCAAACCCCCCAAAAAGCUCCGCCCUGACCCUGGAUCUCCCGCCACUGCCACCUUCCCUAUGUGUCAGGUCGAUAAUUGUAAGGAAGAUCUCUCUAAUGCCAAAGACUAUCACCGCAGACAUAAAGUUUGCCAGCUCCAUAGCAAAUCCACCAAAGCCCUAGUUGCUAAUCUGAUGCAGAGGUUCUGCCAGCAGUGCAGCAGAUUUCAUCCACUUUCGGAAUUUGAUAAUGGGAAAAGAAGCUGUAGAAGGAGACUUGCGGGGCACAACUGGCGUAGAAGGAAGACGCAGCCCGAGGAUGUAACCUCAAGGCUGACCCCGCCAGGAAGUAGAGGACCCCCAAGCGGUGGGAAUUUGGACAUCUUCAGUCUAUUGGCUGUUCUAGCUCGGGCUCAAGGAGAAAACGAAGGCCAGAGUGUAGAAAGCUUGCUGUCAGCUAAUAGUGACCAACUCAUUCAGACCCUCACUAAGGUCAAUUCACUUCCUUUACCAGCAGAGUUUGCAGCAAAGGUGCCCAAUUUGGAGAAUUUUAUGGGGAAGGCUUCUCCAGGAAGUUCUUUGCAGCACCAAAACAAAUUAAAUAGAAAUCCAUCUUCUUCUUCGACCAUGGACUUGCUCACUGUACUUUCAGCAACUUUAGUGGCAUCAGCUCCAGAUGCUCUGGCAAUGCUGUCGCAGAAGAGCAGUCCGAGUAGUGCUAGCGAAAAAACAAGGUCAUCGUGCCCCUCUGGUUCUGAUCUCCAGAAUAGGCCUCUGGAAUUUCCUUCAGUUGGAGGAGAAAGAAGCAGUACCAGUUACCAGUCUCCCGUGGAAGAAUCGGAUGGACAAGUUCAAGGAUCUCGAGUUGGUUUGCCACUUCAGCUGUUUAGCUCUUUGCCUGAACAUGGUACCCCACUGAACUUGACGGCUUCUAGAAAGUACUUUUCUUCUGAUAGCAGUAAUCCUAUUGAAGAGAGGUCUCCAUCAUCCUCACCUCCUCUCCUGCAGAAGUUGUUUCCCGUGCAAAGAUCAGAAGAAACUACCAGUAAUAGGAAAAUACCAAUCAGAAAAGAAGUUAGUGGAAUUGUUGAGGUCCCAAAGCCUCCUAGUAGCGCCAUGCCCUUUGAACUCUUUAGAGAGUCAGAUAGAGGAGGCGGCCCAAAUUUGCUUCAUACUGUUCCUUAUCAGGCUGGAUAUACUUCUUCGGGGUCUGAUCAUUCACCUUCUAAUUUAAAUUCCGAUGCUCAGGAUUGCACUGGAAGGAUAAGUUUUAAACUCUUCGACAAGGAUCCCAGUCAGUUUCCAGGGACAUUGCGGACACAAAUAUACAAUUGGCUGUCUAAUUGUCCAUCUGAAAUGGAAAGCUACAUACGGCCUGGUUGUGUGGUUCUAUCGAUUUAUAUGUCUAUGUCAUCCAUUGCAUGGGAACAGCUUGAAGAAAAUUUGGUUUUGCAUGUUAAAUCUUUGGUUCAUGGCGAAAAUCUUGAAUUUUGGAGAAGUGGAAGAUUUUUAGUCUACUCUGGGAGGCAACUAGCGUCGCACAAGGAUGGGAAGAUUCGUCUGAAUAAAUCCUCAAAAGCUUGGAGUAACCCGGAGUUAAUCUCGGUGUCACCUUUGGCUGUUGUGAGUGGACAAAAGACUUCCUUUCUAUUACGGGGAAGGAAUUUGAAAAAUCCUUGCACCAAGAUUCAUUGCACAUUUAUGGGUGGCUACAUAUCCAAAGAAGUAAUGGGAUUAAGUAGGCAGGGAACAUACGAUGAGAUACAGUCUGGAAAUUACAAAAUUGGGGAUGCAUCACCUUCCACUCUUGGUCGUUGUUUCAUUGAGGUGGAAAAUGGUUUUAGGGGAAAUAGUUUCCCCGUUAUUAUAGCUGAUUCUGCCAUCUGUAAGGAAUUGAGGCAUCUUGAGUCCGUGUUUGAUGAGUUUAGAGUAACUGAUAUCAGUUCAGAAAGCCAUUCAUGUGUUCCUUUGCAGCCGAGGCUAAAGGAUGAAACUUUGCAGUUCUUAAAUGAACUUGGAUGGCUAUUCCAAAGGGAAAGGUCGUCUUCCAAGCUAGAUAAUCCAAUUUUUCUAAUCAGGCGGUUCAAAUUUUUACUCACGUUCUCAGUAGAGAGGGACUUCUGUGCGCUACUUAAAACACUUCUUGACAUUCUGGUAAAAAAAUGCUUGAUCACAAAUGGACUAUCAAUGAAAUCCUUGGAAAUGAUAUCUGAGGUUCAGCUUUUGAACCGGGCAGUGAAAAGGAGGUGCAGGCCGAUGGUUGAUUUACUCGUCCAUUAUUAUGUAUCUGGCUUCGGUGAUGAAGAGAAAAAGUACCUCUUUCCACCAAAUGUUAUUGGUCCUGGUCGUAUUACGCCUAUGCAUUUGGCAGCUUCAAUGGCAGAUUCAGAUGAUAUGGUUGAUGCUCUGACAAAUGACCCGCUGGAGAUUGGAUUGAAUUGCUGGAGUUCCCAAGUAGAUGCAAGCGGACAGUCAGCACGGGGUUAUGCGUUGAUGAAGGGAAAUCACUCUUGUAACGAGCUGGUGGAUCGAAAACUUGGUGACAGAAAGAAGGGUCAAGUUUCAGUGAGAGUUGGGAAUGAGAUAGAGGUAGGGGUGUCAAGUAGUGAGCGGAGCAGGGUGCAAGGAAGAUGUUGCUCUAGGUGUGCAGUUGUUGCAGGAAGGUGCUACAAGAGGGUUCCUGGGAGUGGGACACACCGGUUGCUUCAUCGGCCCUAUAUCCAUUCAAUGCUUGCUAUAGGUGCUGUGUGUGUUUGCGUGUGCCUAUUCUUGCGGGGUUCCCCAGACAUUGGCUUAGUAGCACCCUUCAAAUGGGAGAACUUGAGGUAUGGGACAAUUUAGUUUGAAUAGAGCGAUGAUGUGUAAUGAAUAGAAGACAAGUGGUGGAUAAGUUGAGACGAUCUGUUGCCUUGAAAGAGAAGAGGUGAACCAGCAGCCGAGUUGUGAAGUUGAGACGGAUUAGUUAGAAGAGCAGAUAUUGUAUUAUUUGGGAGCUGCGGUGGGUUUUGAGAUAGAGGGAAGAUGCCACUGGGCGUGGAAGUUGAAUUCGAGAAAGCCGGUCGGGUUGAAGAGGAAAGGUCGGGGAAGAGAUUAUGCAAGAGGUCUGAAGAGAGGCCCCUCCCCCUCCUUUUUAGUUUCUUUUUUCUUUAUUAUGUAAGAGGUCUGAAGAGCAACUGAUAGAAGCGGCAGAGCUGGCGCGGAGGUGCCUAAAACUGAAGGGGGAAGACAGACCGACGAUGAGAGAAGUGGUGUCGUCGGAGGAGACGGAAACUUUACUGGAACGCCCACAGCAACUACACCAAACAGGGGAGAUCUGUACCCCAAUAAGGUUUUAGUAAGAAUGGAUAUUAAGUUGGUUCAGAAAAAUAAUUUUGAAAAUUUGUUUACUGUUUUGUACUGUGAGCCGUGAGGUGUGAAUGAAGCGACUUUUGUUUGAUUGAUCCCCGUUUGUGAAUGUUAAGUAACAUCCAGGUGCGAGUGUAUUAACAAAUCUAAUUAAAUAGAGGUAUAAAUUGUAGGUU